CUUUGUUUGAAAUAAUUUGUUUGUCUUCGGCCGGCAAGUGAGUAGUCGCUGUACUACCUGGUUCUCUUCCAGGAAGAGAAUCCAGCAUGGCAUUGAGACUAAGGUUUUGCCGGCCGCUUGGAAUCGUGAGGAAUCCUAUGGGCCAUUUGUAUUUGGUGCUAGCUUGCGCCUUUAUUGUGGUACUUUCAUUGCUGACACUUAGCCGAAUCACUCAGUCUAAUUCUUUAGUGAAGUCAGUGGACGGGGUGGGUGAAGCCUUGCUAGCUGAUGCUAAAGACGAUGAAGAAAGCCUUGUGUUGCUGAUCGCCGUAUUGAGCUCUGUAUCUGCGGAAGGUGCUGAGCGGCGGAAUGCAGUACGGUCGUCAUGGAUGAGCCUGCUACCAGCACGCGCUGAGGUACUGUUCUUUGUAGGCGGUUUAAAGUUGGAGAGUGCAAUGGAGCAGUCAAUACAAGAGUCGCUCAAAACACAGUCCGAUCUUAUCCUUUUGCCGGAUGUACGAGACACCUAUGCAGCAUUGACUGACAAGGUGCUGGCCGUCAGCGUUUGGGCAACCAAAAACCGACGCUUUCGCUUCAUGCUCAAGUCUGACGAUGACACUUUCCUUCGGCCGGAUGUGAUGGUGGCGGAGCUGAGUAAACGGCCGCCGACAGCUCCCCCGCUGUACUGGGGUUUCUUUGAUGGUCGGCAUGCACCCAAGCACCAUGGCCAAUGGGCAGAGAGGAACUAUGUCCUGUGUGAUCGCUACAUUACGUAUGCCAAGGGUGGUGCCUAUGUGCUCGAUUCGUCGCUGGUGGCAUACAUCGCUCGAAACCGCGACAUGCUGGUAAAAUUCAACAGUGAAGACGUGUCAGUGGGGACAUGGCUUGCUCCCAUUGCAGUGGAUCGUCAGCAUGACCCACGCUUUGACACCGAGUACAUAUCGCGCGGCUGUGACAACCGUUUCAUCGCCAUGCACAAGCAGUCAGCGCCUUUGAUGGCGCAGCUUGCCUUGAAUUACCGGUACCAGGGUGUGCUGUGUAGCACGGAAUCACGUAAACGUGGCUCGUACAUUUACAAUUGGACAGUACCUCCAUCCCAGUGCUGCAAGAGAGGUUCAUUGCACGACAAAACAAUCCCGUAGAAGUCUGAUGAUUGCCUUGAUCUUAGAAGUUUUUUAAAAAGUUGAAACUUUUUUAACAAUUGCCAAGCCUUGCAAGUGUCGAUCAUGAGAGAUUCAGCUAUAUAGGGUAACCCUAUCAUGUUGGAAAACAGACACUACGUUGUACACUCUUGAUAUCAUCAUAACACUACAUUGUAUAAAGAACUACAGCUACAUUGGUAGCUCUAUGUACCUCUUUUCUACGGUUUUAACCAUUUUACCACUGCAGGGAAACGUUAGUACCACCAGUCCACUAAGGGCCAACGAUAAUAGGUACUUUUAUUUUUACUGAAAGCACACAACUUCUAAAAGUCCA
This is a messenger RNA of Sycon ciliatum, 1455 nucleotides long. RefSeq names its product beta-1,3-galactosyltransferase 6-like. Gene Ontology annotation, molecular function: hexosyltransferase activity. NCBI's taxonomy places the organism in Eukaryota, Metazoa, Porifera, Calcarea, Leucosolenida, Sycettidae. Gene Ontology annotation, cellular component: Golgi membrane. The transcript has 2 exons. The coding region runs from base 87 to 1121 and encodes 344 amino acids. The record is from RefSeq and is a predicted model, not a curated record.